Colius striatus (speckled mousebird) is the source of this 3948-nucleotide messenger RNA. RefSeq names its product coiled-coil and C2 domain containing 1B (gene CC2D1B). Gene Ontology annotation, cellular component: nucleus. The transcript is spliced from 25 exons. Gene Ontology annotation, biological process: regulation of transcription by RNA polymerase II. The record is from RefSeq and is a predicted model, not a curated record. Lineage: Eukaryota; Metazoa; Chordata; Aves; Coliiformes; Coliidae. The coding region runs from base 159 to 2804 and encodes 881 amino acids. Gene Ontology annotation, molecular function: RNA polymerase II cis-regulatory region sequence-specific DNA binding; DNA-binding transcription repressor activity, RNA polymerase II-specific.
GGGCCUGCCCCGCCCUCACGCGGCGCCGGGGCCGGCGAGGAGCGGGGCUUCCAGCCGUCCCGGCCGCCGUGCGAGCGGCCCUGCCCCUGCCCGUGGGCCGCGCCGUGAGGCCGCGCCGGUCCCUCAGAGACACGGCCCUCUGAAACUCAUGAACCAGCAUGCUUGGCAGAAGACCUAAAAAAAGCCCUCAGGCAAAGGGCCAGGGAGCUGCAGUUGCAAAGCAGCUGGGGCUGUUUGUAGAUUUCAAUCCUGAAGAGAUGCUGCUGGGUGCAGAGGAAGGUGGGGAUGACGGGGACCUGGAAGCAGAGCUGGCUGCUCUCACAGGAGCCAAGGUGAAAGAAGGGAAAUUGAAACAGAAAGGAAAAACUCCUCUGCCCAUGGAUCAUAUUGAAAAGAUGGCUGCAGAGUGUAUGAAGGACCUGAAUGACAAUGAGGAGGAAGCUGAUGAUGAAGACUUGGAGCAAGAUACAGACCUGUUGGCAGAAUUGCAAGAAGUUCUCGGGGUGGAAGGUGAAACAGGAAGCUGUGAGGAUGAAACAAUAGCGACAGAACCAUCCCCAGAUGAAUCAGAAAAUGAGCCACCUGAACUGCAGUCACAGACCACCUCACUUCCUGCUGUUACCAGUGAGCUGCAGCAGGCAAUAGAGAAGAGAAUCGGUAACUACAGAACAGCAAUUUCUAAUGCCAAGGAGUCAGGUGAGACUGCCAAAGUACGCCGCUACGAAAGAGGCCUUAAGACACUGGAAACCAUGCUGGCUGCAGUGAAGAAAGGCAAAAAAAUCAAUGAGGAAGAAAUGCCACCUCCUGUUGCAACAGGGAAGAGUUCUUCUCACUUACCUCAAGCCACAGGAGCAGAGCUAGAGAACUUGGGAGAUUCAGUCAGUGAUCUGCUACAGAAUAAAGCAGAGUCUGCUGCAGAUGAUGAGCAGAAGACCUCUCAUGAGGCAAUGCAGCAUCUGGAAUCAGAGUCUCUACAGGGUCAUGCUGCUUCUAGCCCUACCGGGGAAACAGAUCUCCAGAGCAGCAGCACACGAGCAAUACUACUUAUGAGGCAGAAGGAGUAUAAAUUAGCAGCUGUAAAAGCCAAGCAGCAAGGGGACCUGGAGAAAGCAAAGGAAUACAUGAAGAUAGGCAAGAAAUUUGAUGUGGUCUUGGAAGCUUUGGACAGUGGGCAGCCAAUAGACCUCCAGAAUAUGCCUCCAUCUCCUCAGGAUCUUGAAAGCCUAGGAAACAAAAGAGGUACAUCCAAGCAAAAGGUACCGACUCCAAUGGGAAGUUCCCAGGAUCUUACAACACCCGAACCUCACACCCAAGAAGCUUCAGCUUCCCUGCAGCAGCCAAAAACAGUGCUGGAAGCAUUGCAGCAGAGGCUGGAGAAGUACAAGUCAGCAGCAGCACAGGCUAAAGCGAGUGGGGAUGAGCGGAAGGGCAGGAUGCACGAGAGGAUAGCCAAGCAAUACCAGGAUGCCAUAAGAGCCCAUAAAGCAGGGAGAAAAGUGAAUUUUUCUGAGCUACCUGUUCCUCCUGGGUUUCCCCCUCUUCCUGGUGUUGCAGCAACAGAAGGUGACAGCUCAAUAGCUGGUGUUCUGGAAAGUGCCAGCAAGCUGGCAAACAUGGAGGAGAAUGAUGAAGAGGAUGAGAGUGAACCUCUGACACAGGCCCCACUUGCCAAGAAGCCUGCUCAGCUGCCUGGAAAGCCAACUCAAGUAGUGAAGCCAAUGAGAGGACCAGCUGCUGAAGGUGAGGAGCAGAGCUCUCCUGAGCAUGGGGAAGGAGCUGGAUUGCCCUGUGCCCUGGACAAGGCAAGGUCACUGGAUCAUCUCCCUUUGGCUGCUAGGGAACAGCUGGAAUUUCUGGAGAACAGAAAGAAGCAAUACAUGAAGGCAGCCGUCAAAGCAAAGAAGGAAUAUAACCUUGAGCAGGCUAAGAUGUAUCUCAAAACAGCAAAGAGCUUUGACCCAAAGAUUGACCAAGCAAAAUGUGGCAAACCUGUUGAUAUUUCCAAGCUGCCAUCACCCCCUACAGAUGAUGAAGGUGAUUUUAUCUUCAUACAUCAUGAAGAUGUCAGACUGUCUCAGAAAGCAGAUGAAGUAUAUGCACAGCUCAUAAAGUUGCUGAAGGACCAACAUGAGAGGUGUUUGCAGUACUCCAAGCAAUUUAUGCAUCUGGGGAAUGUCGCAGAAACGACUCGGUUUGAGAAACUGGCCCAAGGUUGUAAAAAGGACAUGGACAUCUUGCAGCUUGCACGAGCACAAGGAAUGGAGCCUCCAAGCCAUCACUUCGAGGAAAGAACCUUUAAAAUGAUAAGGAUAUUUUCUGAGCUCAACAGCACAGAAAUGCACCUUCUUAUUGUCAGGGGGAUAAACCUUCCAGCUCCACCAGGUGUGUCACCACGAGAUUUGGAUGCCUUUGUGAAGUUUGAAUUUCAGUACCCGAGUGCGGAGCAACCUCAAAAGAGUAAAACAUCUGUAAUUAACAAUAACAAUUCUCCAGAAUAUAACCAGUUGUUCAAGUUGAACAUCAACAGAAACCACAGAGGCUUCCGGCGGGCAGUUCGGUCCAAAGGCAUUAAAUUUGAAGUGUUUCACAAAGGGUCCUUCUUCAGAAGUGACAAGCAGGUGGGGACAGCUCACUUGAAACUGGAAAAGCUGGAAUCAGAAUGUGAAGUUAGAGAGAUCAUCGAGAUAUUUGAUGGCAGAAAGCCCACUGGAGGGAAACUGGAGGUAAAAGUGAGACUCAGGGAGCCCCUCAGUGGUCAAGAUCUUCAAACAGUUACAGAAAAUUGGCUGGUCCUUGAGCAUUAGUUCUGUCAGAGAUCCUUGGGAACAUUGGAAGCUGUGGGAUGAACAUACAUAGAAAGAUGCUGCUAGCUGCAAGCACCAAAGAUGUUCAAGAAUGCACUACUGAACCUGAUGUCUACUUUGGUAACAGCCAUAGUGCUUAUCGGUCCCUGCGAGGCAAAGGGACAGCUCUGCAAGCUCGCUGCUGCUGCAGGGGUCCGCCCGCUCUACCCAGAACAGACUGAAUUGCCUUAACGUGGGACUACUCAGGGCAGCAGGACCGUGUGCCACGAGCUCUGCAGAGCAGCCUGGGGGGAUGUUUAGCCCCUGACCCCUUCCCUCAGGCAGGGCAGAAACUUUUCAGUCAAGUCACAGGUAAGACCUUCGCUAGAAUUUGUGUCUCCAGGUGUGGGAGCAGCGCACACGGCCUGGCAGACAGGCUGCCGCUGCUCUUCUCUCCUGCCGAGGCUUGUUGCAGUUGGGGGGUUUUGUUUCCCAAGGACUCUGGCAGCAGUCUGGGGGCAGCGUGUCCCUCCUCAGCACCUGCCCUCACCACCCCAAGCCCAGUGGGACGUUGCCCUUCAGAGGCUUCUUAGCAGCAGCUCUUGAGGGAGCUGUGUUUUUGCUCUGGCUGCCAGCUGCCCGCCCUGCUUGCUGCACGGCUUGCUGAGUGCAGCCCUGGUACUGUGCCUUCAGCCUUUUUCCUGUCUCUUUGGUUUGUUUUUAAUUUAAAAAAGCCUGCUACACUCUGCUGCUUCCCAAAUGUUCUCUGCAUUUUUACUAAACUAGGCUUUUCCAGUCCUUCCAGGUGAUGGGAAAACAGCCACUCUGCUGUGUAGGAAAAGGAGUGAUGAUGAUUUUCAGGAGUGCUUUGGGUCAGCAGUUUACAAAAAAAAAUGGUACCAAAUAUGUUUCUGCUCUUAAAUGUGUGUGAGGGAACAGAAAGGGCUGAUGUGGGAGGGGAGGAUGUGCCUGUGGGGGGGGGAGCUGGAGCACUCCCCACCAGCUGGUGAGUGGGGCGAGGCUGGAGACAGAAAGGGGUGCAGGGAGGCUGUGGCAGCGCUGCCUCUGUCCUCCUGAGCAGAUGAAGACAAUACAGUUGGUGGUUUUUAAUUUCAAUAAAUUUAAUAUACAAAACUACAUGUUGAAAAUAAAAAUAUAAUAUGCA